AUGCUCAGGAUACUCGCAAUUACAUUGGCUUUAAUAGCGAUUGUAUCCGGUGAAUUGUCCAAGACUAAGGAAGAUAAGACACUCAAGGAUUUGGAGGACAAGAUUGUGAAUGAUAUCAUCACACAUAAAGUUAUGGUAUACAGUAAAACUUACUGCCCAUGGAGCAAACGACUGAAGGUCAUUCUCGCCAACUACGAGAUUGAUGACAUUAAGAUUGUAGAACUUGACAGAUCUAAUCAGACUGAGGAAAUGCAGGAAAUCCUGAAAAAAUAUUCCGGAAGAACUACAGUACCUCAACUAUUUAUCAGUGGAAAGUUUGUCGGAGGACAUGACGAGACGAAGGCUAUCGAAGAACGAGGAGAGCUUCGACCAUUGCUCGAGAAAGCCCAUGCUUUAUUCACUAACCGAGUACCUGUACCUGACAACGAGAUAAUAGAGACGAAUUCUGAAGCGUUGGCGGUGAAAACAAAAGCAUCCGCCCCAUCAUCUAUUGCAUUCUUCAACCUCGUCACUGCUCUCCCACUCGUUUUCUUUUCCAUUUUAUUAAUAUAA
Molecule: messenger RNA, 552 nt
Organism: Caenorhabditis remanei
Lineage: Eukaryota; Metazoa; Nematoda; Chromadorea; Rhabditida; Rhabditidae
Exons: 6
Coding region: 1-552 (183 amino acids)
Biological process (GO): cellular response to oxidative stress
Cellular component (GO): cytoplasm
Molecular function (GO): glutathione disulfide oxidoreductase activity
Source: RefSeq, a predicted model, not a curated record